This is a messenger RNA of Aspergillus heteromorphus CBS 117.55, 486 nucleotides long. RefSeq lists its product as uncharacterized. The record is from RefSeq and is a predicted model, not a curated record. The transcript has a single exon. Bases 38 to 292 code for a protein of 84 amino acids. Lineage: Eukaryota; Fungi; Ascomycota; Eurotiomycetes; Eurotiales; Aspergillaceae.
CCUCAACUCUCCUGCAACUCCUUCAACCACCAACGAGAUGCCUCAGAUCGUCUUCUCGCUGCCCCUCCCUCUCGUCCACCGUGCCCGUUGCUGCGGUAACUCCCUUGUUCCGAUCCAAUCUGCAUCGCGGACCGGUUCCUGUCGCGAAAGCUGCCAGGAUCAGCCCCCGAGUCAAUCUCGUUCCUGGCACCCUCGAGGCCUGAUGAUUGGGAGAUCGCGAGUCUCCUCAGCUGAUGGAGUCUCUCGCCAAUCCUCCAGACCACUCAGAGUCCCUGCACGUCAUUUCCGCUAGGCGAGGGGUAUCGAGAAUCGCGAAUCUAGUCGAGAUCGACCGAUCAUGGGGCAGAUCCGGAGUAGUUCUGUGGUGUUGACAAGGGCUGUACACAAAUCAGGACUGCUAGUGAGGAUCGGAGACUCUCGACGCUACUCUCCUGCUAACAUGCAGCUAUCCAGAUCUCUCCGCGGGCUCCCGCAUCUUUUUUUUUU